Molecule: messenger RNA, 2139 nt
Organism: Aspergillus clavatus NRRL 1
Lineage: Eukaryota; Fungi; Ascomycota; Eurotiomycetes; Eurotiales; Aspergillaceae
Product: putative 3-methylcrotonyl-CoA carboxylase subunit alpha (MccA)
Exons: 5
Coding region: 1-2139 (712 amino acids)
Cellular component (GO): mitochondrion
Molecular function (GO): methylcrotonoyl-CoA carboxylase activity; metal ion binding; ATP binding
Source: RefSeq, a predicted model, not a curated record
AUGGCACUCUCAUCACUUCUCCGCAUUACUUCCCGCAUGGGGCCCGCGGCAACUCGAAGGUCCAGAAGAGCAGCAUCCACCAUUUCCAGUACUCAGGAACCGCAAAGAAAGCUCGAUUCGGUGCUUAUUGCCAACAGAGGCGAGAUAGCUUUACGGGUUGGGCGGACCGCCUCACAGUACGGAAUUCGGGUGACGACGUUAUACACUGAUCCCGACCGUCGAGCACAGCACGCCUUGAGCUCCCCAUUUUCAUUCAACCUGGGGUCGGUUUCUGCAUACCUCGAUGGCGAUCGAAUUAUUGAGAUUGCGAAGCGGGAAGGAUGCCAGGCGAUACAUCCCGGUUACGGUUUUCUGAGCGAGAACUCGGAAUUUGCGCGAAAAUGUACAGAAGCCGGUCUAGUGUUUAUUGGUCCCCCAUGGAAGGCUAUCGAGGAUAUGGGCGACAAAAGCCAAUCGAAGAAGAUCAUGACUGCCGCAGGAGUACCUUGCGUUCCUGGCUACCACGGUUCUAACCAAGACGUGAACUUCCUCGAGGCCGAAGCGGACAAGAUCAAAUACCCUGUGCUCAUCAAAGCCGUCAAAGGAGGUGGUGGCAAGGGAAUGCGUAUUGCCAGCUCCAAAGCGGAGUUUCAGGCUCAAUUGCAGUCUGCCAAAUCGGAGGCCAUGAACUCCUUCGGUGAUGAUCACGUCCUAGUUGAGAAGUACAUUACAACGCCACGCCACAUCGAAGUUCAGGUUUUUGCAGACAAGCACGGCAACUGUGUUGCACUUGGGGAGCGAGACUGCAGUAUCCAGAGACGGCAUCAGAAGAUCUUGGAGGAGUCCCCAGCUCCUCACCUGCCCGAUGUGACCAGAAAGGACAUUUGGGCAAAGGCAAGGGCAGCGGCGCUGGCCGUGGGCUACGAGGGCGCCGGAACAGUAGAAUUCAUCUUUGACAACGAUACUGGCGAGUUCUUCUUCAUGGAGAUGAACACUCGGCUGCAAGUGGAACAUCCCGUUACCGAGAUGGUCACCGGCCAGGACCUGGUCCACUGGCAGAUCAAAGUCGCAGAAGGCGCCCCUUUGCCGUUGACACAGGAGCAAGUGGAGGCCGAGAUAGCCAACCGUGGUCACGCUAUUGAGGCUAGAAUCUACGCGGAGAAUCCCGACCAGGGCUUCAUUCCCGAUUCCGGUACACUCCUGCAUGUCCGCACUCCAGCGACUUCCGAUGACAUCAGAAUAGACGCAGGCUUCGUCGCAGGAGAUGAAGUCUCUGCUCAUUAUGACCCUAUGAUCGCGAAAUUAAUUGUUCGGGGCGCCAACCGACAGGAGGCGAUCCGCAAGCUGGCUGCCGCUCUAGAAGAGUACGAGGUUGCAGGACCGAUUACCAACAUUGAGUUCUUGAAGUCCGUCUGCCGAAGCCCGGAUUUCAUUGCGGGCGAGGUGGAGACUGGAUACAUUGAGAAGCACCGCGACGAGCUGUUCACCAAGGAUGCAGUCGCCGACGAAGUGCUUGCACAAGUAGCACUGGCUUGUCUCCAUCACAACAACGAGCCUGCCUCCCGAACGCAAGCAAAUUUUGAGGGCUCUGCCGUCGGUUUCGGCCCCAGCUACCAGACACGCGAAGUGACAUUAGCCGAAUCGACUCCCGGAGGAACGGAUGGCGCAAAAUUCAAUGUUCGGGUUACGCAGACCGGCAACAACACGUUCGAUGUUGAUGUUGGUGGACGGGUAUUCGAACAAGUGGUCAGUCAUAGCACUCCGACCUCGAAAGUCGUGACAUCGUUCUUCCCCCACACGCGACUGGAUACCACGGUGGUACAAGACGGCGACUCUAUCGUCGCGUUCCAGCGAGGUACUCAGUACCGUCUGACGAUCCCACGAUCCAAGUGGAUGGAUAAGGCAUUGGGUAUGAAGGAUGUCGCGAACAGUGUUUUGGCUCCCAUGCCGUGCAAGAUUCUACGAGUGGAGGUGCAGGCCGGGGACGUGGUGGAAAAGGACCAACCCUUGGUGGUAAUUGAGAGCAUGAAGAUGGAGACGAUCAUCCGAAGCCCGCAGAAGGGCACCAUCUCCAGGGUGGUACAUCAAGAAGGGGACCAAUGCAAGAGUGGCACACCUCUCGUCGAGUUUGCAGAAGAGGCUGCCGAGACAUCGGGCUGA